AUGAAGGAUGCAAAGCAGCAGGCGUGGUUAAAGCUCCGCAUCCCGCAUCUCCGCAUCAGUAUGCCCGUUUGUGGGCCGUCGGGGAGGCUCUUAAAAUUACGUCUUUUGGACACAAGCCCCUUUUCCAGUUCAAAGGAAGUCUACCCAAAUUACCCAUUUGACAAUGGAAACAAUGCCAACUCCAUUGAAUUGGAGAGAUAUGCAAGCCAGCACUGCCACAGCAGAUCUACAUCUGAUAUUGAAAACAGAGAAAAGCUGCAAGCAAGAAGGAAACUCUACGUUGCUGCUAUUAUUUGCCUGAUAUUUAUGGUUGGAGAAGUUGUAGGUGGCUACUUUGCUCACAGUUUGGCCAUCAUGACAGAUGCAGCACAUUUACUGACAGAUUUUGGCAGCAUGAUGGUUAGCCUCUUCUCCCUUUGGAUUUCCACACGUCCUGCCACAAAAACAAUGAACUUUGGUUGGCAUAGGUCAGAGAUUCUGGGGGCUCUUCUUUCUGUACUGUCAAUCUGGGCAGUAACAGCGGUGUUGGUUUACCUUGCUAUCCAGCGACUGAUCAGCAAAGAUUUUGAGAUUGAAAGCCAUGUUAUGCUUAUAACAUCUGGGUGUGCAGUCGGAGUCAAUAUCAUAAUGGCUGUCAUACUCCAUCAAUCAAACCCUUCCCAUAGCCAUGGUCAUGCAUUUGGCUACGAGGAGUUAGAAAACAGCACAGCUGAUGAAAACUCUUCCCAACAAAACCAUCUGGGCAACACUAGCGUGAGAGCAGCCUUCGUACAUGUCAUUGGAGAUUUGUUCCAGAGCAUCGGAGUGUUUGUGGCAGCAACAGUCAUCUUCUUUAAGCCUGCUUAUAAAAUCGCCGAUCCUAUCUCUACAUUCUUUUUCUCCAUUUUUGUCCUGGGUUCCACUAUUACUAUUUUAAAGGAUGUCUUCCGUGUACUCAUGGAAGGUACCCCAAAAGGAAUGGACUUCAAUUCAGUGAAGGAAAUUCUUCUUUCCAUUAAAGGAGUGAAAGCCAUGCAUAGUCUCCAGCUCUGGGCCCUGACAUUAAACCAGCCUGUGCUUUCUGUUCACAUUGCCAUAGAGGAGAAUGCAGAUGCUCAAACUGUGUUGAAGGAAACCACAGAAAUCCUUCGAAGCAAGUUUACCUUCCACACCACGACAAUUCAAGUGGAAAAAUUCUCAGAGGACAUGUUAGACUGCAGGCUGUGCCAAGAUCCAAAAGACUAA
This is a messenger RNA of Carcharodon carcharias (great white shark), 1224 nucleotides long. RefSeq names its product solute carrier family 30 member 2 (gene slc30a2). The coding region runs from base 1 to 1224 and encodes 407 amino acids. The transcript is spliced from 8 exons. NCBI's taxonomy places the organism in Eukaryota, Metazoa, Chordata, Chondrichthyes, Lamniformes, Lamnidae. The record is from RefSeq and is a predicted model, not a curated record. Gene Ontology annotation, molecular function: zinc ion transmembrane transporter activity. Gene Ontology annotation, cellular component: plasma membrane. Gene Ontology annotation, biological process: zinc ion transmembrane transport; response to zinc ion.